UUAAACAGAAAAUUCAAGAAAGCACCGACAAGUGGCAUUGGCUUCACUACUGUGUCACAGGGUGCUUGAAAUUAAAACUCUUAUUUUUGUUGACAGGUUGCAAAACAAUCGAGGGUUACCUUGUUUCCCAAGGUGCACGUGUGCAGAGGUGGAGACUAAGGAGUGCCAUAAAGAGAGUCGAUCACAUUGGUAGGAGGCUAAGGUCUAUGAAUGCCAUCCGUAGACACGUGUAUAACGUACUUUCCCCACUGGCCCUCUGGCAUAUGGACGGGAAUCACAAACUGAUACCUGUCACCUAUCUCACUAUUUUGAUGACAUAUUUGUUGCUAUAAUUUAGAUCUCAAUAACUUUGCACCAUUUGUUUUAGGAGCAACCUCCCCCCCUCCCCCCUUCACAAGCUAUUAACAUAUACUUUCGGUUUGCCACUCUAUUCCUUCUCUUCUUAGAUGGCGAUUCGUGGUUCACGGCUGUAUUGACGGUUACAGUCGCUCCGUCGUUUACCUUAGGUGCGAUACGAAUAACACGUCUGACACAGUCUUGCGUUUCUUUGAGGGUGCGGUGUCUGAAUGGGGAUUGCCAUCACGAGUCAGGGGCGACAUGGGAGUUGAAAACAGAGAAGUGGCACAUGUUGAGCCAUAUAGCGAGAAGGCCCAGAAGAGGGAGUUACAUCACCGGACGAAGUGAGCACAACUCGCGUAUAGAAAGACUCUGGCGUGAUGUGUACAAGUUAGUCCUGUCCUCAUUUUACGACCUUUUCCUUUCUCUCGAAGCAUGCGGUCAGCUCUAUCCGGACAACGAAGGGCAUCUAUUUUGCCUUCACUUCACUUAUCUCCCAGUAAUCAACGAGGCCCUUUAAAAAUUUGUGCUAUCCUGGGAUAAUCGCAAAAUACGUACUGCAGGAAACAAAAGUCCUUUACAACUGUUCAUACUAGGGAUGCAAGAAAUUUCGGAAGAAAGUGGUAUUGUGGCAUCAGAAUACUUUCAAAGCCUUAUUCAGGUAAACGCAAUAAUGCAUAUGAUAGACAAAGUUCCCCAGGCAUUAAAGCCACACAGGUGAACAGUCUCAAGUGGCCUGCACUAAAUAUUGAGUUUUAAUUAACCACCCCUUCAAUUUAAAUACAGAUGACGAUCGAAACGAUGCCAAGAUUCCUUGUUUGCAAAGUUAAUUUAAGGCAGUCAUAACCAGUGUUUUGCGGUAUUUAAAUCUCCUUUCAACUAUAUUUCAGAGGGAAUUGGAGGGAUACAGUGUGGAUCCUACGGCUUACUUUCAUGACAGCACAGAUGAUGCACUACAGAAUGAGGUUGUUGUCCCCCCAACACGGUGUCCGUUAGAUGCUGAUUCGUUUACGAUUUUUGAGGCAAGCAUGUCAGAAGUCCAAGGCGAAGAUCCAUGGGACAUGUAUCAAUUGGCACUUUUAAACAGUAUAGUAAGUUAA
Pocillopora meandrina is the source of this 1436-nucleotide messenger RNA. The record is from the annotation of a GenBank genome assembly. Lineage: Eukaryota; Metazoa; Cnidaria; Anthozoa; Scleractinia; Pocilloporidae.